Molecule: messenger RNA, 1139 nt
Organism: Ambispora leptoticha
Lineage: Eukaryota; Fungi; Glomeromycota; Glomeromycetes; Archaeosporales; Ambisporaceae
Source: the annotation of a GenBank genome assembly
CUGCACCUUACAAAUCAGAUCCUGUCUACACAACAAAUUAUAUUUCAGGGUGUCAUGUAUCGCUCGAGAAUUUGUCGUUUUGGGAUCGUUUCAAAUGUGUUGCAAUUCUGCAUCCGAUAUUGAAGUUAAUUCGGUAUGAAUCAAUGUUUUACUUAAAUUCGUACCGUUCUGCACAUGGGAUCGAAUGGAUUUGGAGUCCUAUGGAACGAACUAAAGACUCCCUUUAUCUUGCUAAUUCUUUCUUUGGAUUUGAGAUUCCGGAAAAAUUAUCUCCACUUGUUCAGGAUAUUGGACCAAUUUAUUAUGAAUAUUAUGAUCCAUUAACCAAGGAAUUAAAGGAAUUUCUAGACUCACAUCCGAGAACGCUAUACAUUGCAUUCGGUGGCCGCCUCUGGAUAACUCUAGAGAACUAUGAAAAAAUUAUUCAAACUAUCCUCGAAGCAAUGAACACAGACCUUCUUGAUGGUAUAAUUUGGUCAAUUUCUGUAUCACGUUUGGAGGGCAUUCCUGAAAACAUUACACUCAACGACGGAACAGUUAUCGCCACUGAUCAGAUAGUCGCCAACGAACAUCCUCAUAUUCUUCUACAAAAUUGGGCGCCGCAAUUUGCAAUUCUUAAUCACUCGAACACAAAACUAUUUCUUACACAUGGCGGCAUCCAAAGUAUCCAAGAAUCUCUCUACCAUGCCGUUCCAAUGCUCGUGCUGCCUCUAUACUUUGAUCAACGGGCAAACGCCGAGAAACUCAUGCUGCAGGGAUGUGCACUAGCAGUAUCGAAAUUUUCUUUAUCUGCCAAUGACAUGCUUUCUAAAAUGCAUAUACUAAUGACAGACGACCAAAUAAAAUCGAAUCUUUUAAGAAUGCAGACUUUGGCGAGGAUGAAUGGGAAUCGCAAAUAUCGUGCUGCCGAUUUGAUAGAAUAUGUGAUGGAUUAUGCAAAAUUGAAUCCAAAUUCUGGUAGUAGGAUACCAACUGUCCAAGAAUGGCUUACGCCGGAUCGAAGAAUGGGUUGGAUUAGAGGAAACAAUAUUGAUAUUUUUGUUUUUGCUAUUUUGGUUCUUUUGGUUGCUUUACUUGGAACUAGAUGGCUUGCGAUGAGAAUCACAGAGUUUGUGUUGGAGUAUAGAAUAAAAACCGGU